This is a messenger RNA of Schistocerca cancellata (South American locust), 3689 nucleotides long. RefSeq names its product titin homolog (gene Polr1F). The transcript has 4 exons. NCBI's taxonomy places the organism in Eukaryota, Metazoa, Arthropoda, Insecta, Orthoptera, Acrididae. Gene Ontology annotation, cellular component: RNA polymerase I complex. Gene Ontology annotation, biological process: DNA-templated transcription initiation. The record is from RefSeq and is a predicted model, not a curated record. Bases 47 to 3361 code for a protein of 1104 amino acids.
CAUCGGGAAGCACCGUUGUUUGUUAUUGUUUUCGGUGGUCAACAUAAUGUCGAAAAAAUCUGUUUUACGCUUUACGCUGAAGGAGUUGAAUGCUUUGAUACAGGAUGAAAAGGCCCGUGUUGUGCUGCAAAGGAGUAUCCGAAAACUACCUCUCCAACCUUACAGCUUAAGUGAUUUGCAAGGUUCUAUACACGAGGUUUUGGAUGCAAACUUAGCCAAGUUUGACCACGAGUUGAAAGGAAUACUUUUGAGCUACAAGAACAUAAAAAUUGUGAAGAAUAUUGCAAAUGUGUUAUACGAUGAUUCUCGACUUUACCUUACUAUCCAAGCUGAUUUUUAUCUGUUUAGGCCUGAAGUAGGAUGUGUUCUACGUGGUAUUGUGAAUAAAAGAAGUGCAGAUCAUGUUGGAUGUCUUGUGCACAAGGCAUUCAACGUGUCUAUACCUAGACCAGAAUGUGAAACAGAUGGAGACUGGCAAGGAUAUUAUGUUGAAAUUGGACAGGAAGUCACUUUUAGAGUAGAAUCGUUGGACCUUACUGGUAGCCUUCCAUAUAUGUUAGGCUGUUUGCUUGAUGUGGGGUCAUUGUCCGGCCCUCCCAGUGAGAUAUUUGAUGAGCAAAAGACCACAGAAAAGAAAGAAAUUUUUGCUCCCUUUAGUAAAUGUAAUGGAUUUAUGGAGCAGCAUGAAGACACUCGUGCAUCUGUGCCCACAACAGAACACAAAAAGAAAAAGAAACAUAAGAAGUAUGAAGAUUUAGAAAGUGGAGGAAAUGUCCAAGGCUCAGUAUUUGUGAAGCAUGAAAAAUAUGAUAGUAUUCAUGAGAAGGAUGAUGAGGGGCAUAACGAAUCUGGCAGUCUCCUGAAAACACCCAAGAGGAAGAAAAGGAAAAAUGCUGACCAGAUUGAUCCAAUAAAACAAGAAGAGGAGACAUAUAGGCUAGACAAUGAUAGGGGCACUUUGUACCAAAAUCAACAAGAGGAAGAGCAACAACAAUAUGAGGAAAAGAUCUUACUCAGUAAAAAACAAAUUGAUAGCUCUUAUCAUUUAUCAGAAUUUGAUCAUUUAAAUAGUACUGUUAAUUUGGAGAAGAAAAAGAGAAAAUAUGGUGAAGCAUUUUAUGAUGAUGAUGAUGAAAAUCAUACCAUCAGUACACAAAAUGAAGGUGUAAAGCAUAAAAAGAAGAAGAGCAAGAAAGAAAAACAUGUCAUUGAAACAGCUAAUGCUGAUGAACCUGUUGAAGAUUUUGAAGAUGAUUUUAGCAUAGAUACAUCAAAAGAAAUUACAAAUCAGGACAAGAAGAGAAAAAAGAAAAACAAAAGGGACGUUACGGAAGAACUAUCUGCAGAGUUGAGUGAAGAAACUACUAGUCCAUAUGUUAAUAACACUCCUGAAGAACUGGUAUUGAAAAUGCAAUUCAGCCAAGAACAUUUUAAAAAAUUAUUUAAGAAAGUGAAACCACUUGUGACAACUGAACUUGUAACAUCAACUCCUGUUGAACACAAAACCAACAAAGAGAACAAGUUUUCUUUUACUAGUAGCACAGAAAGUCACUCAGAUUUCAAACCAACAAAUUUAUCAGAGUCGAUGGCCCCUUUUUCACUCAUGCAUUCUCCUAUUUUGAAAGCAAAACACACAAAGAAGGAGAAAGAAAGUAGUCCUGCUGUUCAAAGUGAUAAUGUCCCAGUAAAAGUAAAAAAAUUAAAGAAAGAGAAGAGGCUUAGUUCGACUCAGCAGAGUCCAGGUAAAAGAAUUUCAGAGGAUUGUCAAUUUUCUGGAAGCCAUUGUGUUUCGUAUCACCAAGAAAGCAACUUACCUUGCUCAGACAUAGAAAAUCAGACGAAAGGUGCAACUACACAUCUAAACUUGAGUAACAAAUCAGUAGCUGAUAUACAAGAAACAGAACACAAAAAUAAGAUGAGAGAGAGUGCUGAUAAGUCUAGUAAACAACUGUCAAAAAGUGUUUUGGAGUCACCUGUAGAAAGUAAAGUGAAAAUCAGCAAGAAGGAGAGUCAUUUAUCUGCAAAGAAGAAAAAUAGUAUCGGAAAUGAACCUAAGAGAACAAUGAAAACAGAUAGUAACAUUAAUGACAGUUGUGAUAAUCAAGAUUAUGGAAAUAAUAGCUAUAAUCAGAUGGUUGCUCAGUGUGGAGAAUCUGGAAAAACGCAAAUGUCCAAUAGACUAGUUGAAUACAUGACAAAUAUUAAAAAACAACCUUCCAUUACCAGGAAAAGUUUAACAUCUAGCUUGGUACGGAGUGAAAAUACAUCAGAGGAAGGGAACAAUUCAGAUGAGGAUAAUGUGUUAAAAAAUAUUCUCAAAUUAAAUAGAACUCCGUCAUCAGAAAGAUCUCCCAAACACAAGCGAGUAGCUGCAAUUAAUCAGUCCUCCAGCCAGACUAUAAAAAAUUCUGAUCGAGCAUUUAGCCCUGACAGUGGUUUGAGUUUGUCAGCAACAUCUGCUGAAAAAGAUUCAGUUAAUUUAACAAGUAGAGACAGCAAAAGAGAUGCUCAUUACAUGUACAGUGCAGAAUUUCCCAAAGAUAGAGGACAUGUAAAAGAGCAGGCCAAAAUCCUACCAAAGACACCUAAAAGAAAGAAAAUGGCGGGUGCUGAGGAAGGUGGUAGUCAUCUGACUGUCAAACAUAGGAUGAAGAAGGAAAAAGAAAGUCCUGUUUCUCAACCUUCGAGACAUGAAACUGACAGUAUAGGACCUUUAAGAGAAGAUGUCUCAUUGGAAGCUGAAAGGAUGAAAAUUCUUGCUGAUAUGAUCAAAAAGUUAGAAUAUGGGAAUAAAGAAGAUCUUUCUAUGAAAGAUGAAAGUCAUAAACCAUUAGGUUCUUCAGUAGUCAAAGCAAGGCGAAAAAGUAAACAGGAGGAUACUGUGUCAGAUGGUGAGCUAGACAGCUCAAAAUCCAAGAAGAGCCACAAAAGAAAGGAGAGCAACAAACUUAAAGGAAUGAAAAGUGCUUUUAGAGAAGUAGAUAAUAUGCAGCAGCUGGAUGCUACAGCUUACUUCAAACCUUCUGCUGAAAAACUCUCUAGUAUUUCCACAGCCCAAGCUGGAGAGCAAGUACUUGAUAGGAAUAGAAACAAUUUGGGAGAAGGAAGUCCUGUUACAGCGCAAGCUAAAAUUUCAGGAAAGACACCUAGAAGAAAGAGUACUACAGAGACUGAAGCAAGCAACUCCAGACCAGUGACUAAAACCCCAGUUAAAAUCAAGAAAAAGGACAGUCCAAAGAAAAGGAAUGUUAUGUCGUCCUCUGAAAGUGACAACAGUGGGGGAAAUUCCCAAAGAGAAGAAUCACCCGGAGCAAUGGCAGAGAGGCUUUUGGAAGAAUUUGUGAAGAGGAGAUCACUGUGAUGAAUAAAAGCCUUGUUAUUAUGUGAGACUGUGUAUGUAAUGAGAGAACCAUCACUAAUUCUGAUUUGUAGUGAAUGUAUAUCUCAUAGCAGAUUGUGCAUCCUUUACUGUAAUCACAUAAAUAAUUGCUGUGUGGAAUGAGAGGUGGAGAGUAAUGUGAUUCAAAGUGGCAAAAUUUGUUCAGAUUCUGCUUAACUUCCACUUGCACUAUGCUGUAGUGUGCUCAUGAUUGCCAGAUCCAACACAAUAUUUUAUUUUGUAUCAGUUUUGGUGAAACACAGCAUUUUGUACAUAUGUAUAUUAUUAUGUACUUCUGUAAAUGUGAAGA